This is a messenger RNA of Trichoplax adhaerens, 783 nucleotides long. RefSeq lists its product as uncharacterized. Gene Ontology annotation, biological process: G protein-coupled receptor signaling pathway. The record is from RefSeq and is a predicted model, not a curated record. Bases 1 to 783 code for a protein of 260 amino acids. Gene Ontology annotation, molecular function: G protein-coupled receptor activity. The transcript has a single exon. NCBI's taxonomy places the organism in Eukaryota, Metazoa, Placozoa, Uniplacotomia, Trichoplacea, Trichoplacidae. Gene Ontology annotation, cellular component: membrane.
AUGUAUACUAAUGGAAUUCAGAUAUGGCCUCGAGAUUACCGAUGCGGCUUGCUAUCAAGAAUUGGACAGGCUAUCUUUUUUAGCUUAAAUGUCCAUUUAAUGAUUCGAAUACUUGAGAUUUAUGUCCAAGUUUGCUAUCCAUUUAAAUCAAGUCGUUUGUUAACAACUCGGAAUAUUACUAUUCUCCUAUUUGUUGUAUGGUCAGUCACAGCUAGUAUACCGAUUGGUAUUCAAAUCUUUGUCGAAGUUGGAGCUGCUUCAAAUGUCUUUAAUGCUGCUGCUUGUAUUCUAGUAUCAUUUAAAUUGUUAACCAUAUUUAGUAUUAUUCUAGCUAUAUUUUCCUUGAUUGUGUUGAUAUUUUCAACGAUAGCUUACAUACGCGUUUUGUACAUCACCAAUCAUGCCGUUCAACGAAUACGUCAUUUAAGUCAUAGUAUAUCUGUUGCAAUCAAUCGCGAGAUCAAGUAUGAAAAGCGAGCUAAAGGUAUCCGUCAAGCGUUAAUCCUAUUAUUGGUUUAUUUAUUAUCGAUGAUACCAUUCCUAGUGUUGGUAAUUUACAGUCAAUUUUAUUACAAUUCAUCAAUUAUUAGACCAUGGCCGCCAGGAUUGGUGACGGCUUUACGUCUAUUUCAAUACAUUGCAUUCUUAUUUCCAGGCUUUCAACCAUUUCUAUUGGCAUCGUUUACGGCAGAUAUAAGGGAAGAAUUAGUUAAAUAUUAUAAUCAAAGAAGAAUAACAAGAUCUUCUAGAUCGAUUCCUUUAAGUGUAACACCACCUGGUUGA